Messenger RNA from Solea senegalensis (Senegalese sole), 1730 nucleotides. RefSeq names its product dynein 2 intermediate chain 2 (gene dync2i2). Gene Ontology annotation, molecular function: dynein light chain binding; dynein heavy chain binding. The coding region runs from base 146 to 1666 and encodes 506 amino acids. The record is from RefSeq and is a predicted model, not a curated record. Gene Ontology annotation, biological process: intraciliary transport. Gene Ontology annotation, cellular component: ciliary plasm; cytoplasmic dynein complex. NCBI's taxonomy places the organism in Eukaryota, Metazoa, Chordata, Actinopteri, Pleuronectiformes, Soleidae. The transcript has 9 exons.
GGGUCCGUCGCGUGAAGCAUUCAGGUUUCCAGGAAAAAGAGAUGGAGGAGUCGCAGUUUGUUAUUUGAGCGAUUCGUGAAACAAUAAUAAGCAAAAAUUAUUAAUCGAUCGUAAAAAAAAAAAAAAAUCCUCCCGGUUAAUCGACAUGUUCACGGACGAGGCGCUGGAUUGUGUGAGUGUCGCGUCAGUUUGGAGGAAAAGUCAACAGAGCGAGAGAGAAACGAGAGCGUGUCAGACCAGAGCGGUGCACAGCGCCGAGGCCGAGGUCCAGACCGGGACCACGACCGUCGCCUGCACACAGACCGAGCCACUGGACCGGACCACGGAGCGGAUCCUCCAACAGAACCCUGGUGACCCGGAGCCGCCGGGCCUCAAGGACUUCCUGCUGCGAGCUGAGGAGGCGGUCAGUGGAGAGCUGGUGAGAAACAGCAGGAGUCACGCGUUCGACGGUUUCCAGGUGAACUGGGACGAACGCAGUGAGCAGAUUUCCCGUCUUCAUCUGCUUAAACAUCCUGUGGCUCAGGACAAAAGUCUCCAUGUGACCAGCGUGUCGUGGAGCUGCACAGGUUCAGUCGUCGCCUGUGGUUACGGUCGGAUCGACGACGGAGACUGGAGAACCGAGAGUUCGUACGUUUGUACGUGGAAUCUGGAUCGACGAGGUCUCGACGCCAAACAGGCCGACGUGGUCAUCGACGUUCCGACAGCCGUCACUGCUCUCUGCUGCCACCCCUGUCAGCCUGCACUCAUUGCAGGGGGUCUGUACAGUGGGGAGGUCCUGGUCUGGGACUUCAGUCGGUCUCAGGAUCUGGUUCUGGCUCAGACUGGUAUGUCAGUAAACAGCCACAGGGAGCCGGUUUAUCAGGUGGCCUGGGUGCCUCUGCAGAAGAAGGGGGAGUUUGGACUUGUGAGCGCCUGCUCAGGAGGACGCGUCCUGCUGUGGACGUUGGACUCUGAGCAGAGCAGCUUGGUCCUGAGCGCCGCCUACGCCCUCGUUCCUCAGCAGGUUCCUCACGGCAGCGACGUCCGCUUCAAGGCUCGUGGCAGCAGCAGCAGUGUGGGCGUCACCUCUCUGUCUCUGUCUCCCUGGGACGGGGACACCUUCCUCGUGGGGUCAGAGGGCGGACUCCUGCUCAGAUGCUCCUUCUGCGCUCAGACUCCUGCGGCCGUCGCCCCCGACGACCAUGGCCUGACGCUCAGGGCUCCGGCCGUCUUCUCCUUCAGACCCUGCAGUGGACCCAUCCACUCUGUCCACUGCUCACCUUUCCACAGGAACUUGUUUGUCAGUGCAGGGACAGACGGUUUGGUCUACGUCCACUCUCUGCUGCAGGUCAACCCUCUCGUGUCUCUCCGGGUCUCAGACUCGUACGUGUUCCAGGUGCAGUGGUCUCCCAGCAGACCUCUGGUGCUCGCUGCAGCCACUGGACAAGGUGAGGUGCAGAUCUUCGACCUGAGUCGUAGGUCGCAGAGGGCGGCGGCCUCCAUCUCGCAGGACACAGUGGGAGGAGCCGCCACGUGUCUGGACUUCAACGGUCAGAAUCCUCGUCUUCUGGCCGUGGGACACACGGAUGGGACGGUCGCCGUUUGGCAGCUGAGCGCAGACUUGACGGAGCAGAAACCCAGAGAGAGCAGUCAGCUGGAGCAGAUAGCCAAUCAGGUGGCAGAAUGACAGAUGGGUCACUGCCCCCCCCCAUCCCCCCAAAAACUGAGAAUAAAGACUUUAUUUAUUAUUA